CUCUUCCGGCAGCAGGCGAGGAAAGCGGGAGGAUGCGGGACGAGGAAGGCGAGCGAGACGGAGGAGGAGGCGGAGGCCCCUUCCGCUUCCGCCCGGCCAGGCUCCGCUUUCCCGCCCAGCACCCCUUUUUCGAGGACGGCGACGUCCAGCGCCAUCUCCGCCUCCAGCAUGCGCAGCCCAGCGACCCACCCGGAGGGGCCUCCCGGCCCCCCGCCGCCUUCUCGUGCCCGGCCGUGGGCUGCGCGCAGGUCUUCGACUCCCUGGCCAGCUGCGAGCAUCACUACGGCCUCCUGCACCGCAGCGCCUGCGCCGCCUGCCAGCGCGCCUUCCCCUCGGCGCACCUGCUGCACCUGCACCUGCUCGAGUGGCACGACGCCCUCUUCGGGGUCAUGGCGGAGAAGCGCAGCCUGUACCAGUGCCUGGUCGAGAGCUGUCCCGAGAAGUUCAAGAACAGCAAAGAGCGCAAGGAGCACUUGGUCCGAGCUCACUGCUACCCGUCAGACUUCCGCUUUGAUAAACCCGUGAAGGCAAAGAGCACGAAGGAAGCGAGAUCUCCCUCCAGAGAGAGCGCCUUCCUGAUGGAUGUGCGGGGGGGAGAAGACUGCAGGGAGCCGGCAGCGGACGAUGCCAUGGAAGUCGGCCCCAGCGAGAGCACAGAGGAGAAGCCACCCCAGCCUGGGGCAGAGGACACGCCAGCCUUUCCACCGCCUGAGAGGCGGCUCUACAGGUCCAGUGUCCCACCCACUGUUUGCUUUGGACAAGGGGCAAAGCGCAGCUUCCAAGGCAGAAAAAAGAAGGCCUGAGGGAUCCAAGAGGAACUUGUGGAAGCGGCAGAGCGAAAAAAGACUCUUGCAAAGCCCAGGUGGCCUUUCUUCGGGCGGAGGAGUUGGUUUUGACCCUCCAGCAGAGGCAAAGUGGGCUCUGGUGCAGGGAGGUGCACCUGCUCUACCUGGCAGAGACAGCAAACUGGGUCCUUCACCAACUGGGAGCUGCUCCUGCAGGCCAGGAGUCCCCAGGACCAGAGUUGCGUGCAGAGGGUGAAAAUCGUUUCCGAAUUUUUGAAAAUAAAAUACUUGGUGUUUACAGAGUCCUGGAUGUUGGAAAGAGCAGCUGGUUGAUUAAGCCACAAGAGGCAAAUGGAGGUCAUCUCUCUCUGAACAAAAUGCACAAAAUACACAAUCUGCAUUUAAAAGCAAUCUGUUCCUAUGUUGCAAGAGAUGUCCUAUCAUCUCUCCAUUGAUCAAAGGGGGGCGAAGUAUUAUCUUUCCUGUCAAUACCAGUCUUUUGGCAGAAGUAAGGGCACAAAGAGUCCAUCUAGAUCAACCAGCUGCCAAGCCCCAUAUAAUUGGCAUGGCAUUUAGGAUAAUGUUAACAUCUGACAAUUUUAUUUCCCCCCCAAAUAUAGUAUUUAUACAUCCUAAGACUUUAAUCCAAAAAAUCAUAAUUGUCAGACAUUGCUUAAACUUAUGUUUCAAAGAAGCGUUUUCC
Messenger RNA from Zootoca vivipara (common lizard), 1488 nucleotides. It is a transcript of the gene ZNF511, whose product is annotated as zinc finger protein 511. Lineage: Eukaryota; Metazoa; Chordata; Lepidosauria; Squamata; Lacertidae. The record is from RefSeq and is a predicted model, not a curated record.